This is a messenger RNA of Cylicocyclus nassatus, 297 nucleotides long. Lineage: Eukaryota; Metazoa; Nematoda; Chromadorea; Rhabditida; Strongylidae. The record is from the annotation of a GenBank genome assembly.
AUGGAUUUCAUCGCGCUUAUUGUAGCACUGAUUUUUGUGACUGAAGUGCACUCAUAUGGCAAACCGCCGAGAAUAUUUGGAGAAGUUCCUGGAAAAGAUGACCACGGAGCCGACGAAGAAGGGGACGAAAGUGCGUCCUCAAGACAAACAAUGGCAAAGAGUACCAUUGCUAUAACUGAUAAAGGCCAAGGUUUCGAUUACCUUGAAGAAGAGGUUACUACUACCACUAAGUACAAGGAUAAACAGAGAGUAAGCUUUAGCAAGUUUUACACAAAAGGUUUCUAUGAACUUUUUUAA